Molecule: messenger RNA, 1596 nt
Organism: Fusarium venenatum
Lineage: Eukaryota; Fungi; Ascomycota; Sordariomycetes; Hypocreales; Nectriaceae
Product: major facilitator superfamily domain-containing protein
Biological process (GO): transmembrane transport
Cellular component (GO): plasma membrane
Molecular function (GO): transmembrane transporter activity
Source: RefSeq, a predicted model, not a curated record
AUGUCAACGAAAAAUGAGUCAGAUGACAAAACAAAAACUACCGAGAAGGAUCUUGACCGCCUCUCUUACAGUCAAGACACUGCAGUCAACACCCAAAAUGGAAUCCAACUACCCGUCGGGUUCGAAAUCCUAGAUCCAUCAUUCACUGUAGCUGGAUUUCUCCUGUCAAAAAAUAUUAUUGCCUCACCAACCUCCGUCCCAAAGAUUCCCUAUUUCCAAUCGCCAUUCAGUUGGUCACACCGGAAGAAGGUAACAAUUCUUUCUGGAGCUUUCAUGGCAUCAACACUUGCAUCCUACUCCUCUGGUGCAUAUGCAAUGGCAUCGGAGCCUUUAAGAAAUAAAUGGAACCUCGGUGACACACAAUUCAACGCUGGCAUUACACUCUUUGUCACAGGGUUUGCCAUUGCACCAAUGGUACUUGCCCCCGUGAGCGAAGUACAUGGCCGGUACUGGGUCUUUGUCGGAUCCGGAAUUGUGUUCUUUCUUGGAAGUUUGGGAUGCGCUGUAACAGAAAGCUUUGCUGGGAUGAUGGUAGCCCGUCUAAUUACGGGCAAUGGCGCCGCUGUUUUUGCAACGCUCACUGGAGGUGUUGUCAGCGACCUUUACCGAAAAGAAGAUCGCAACACUCCAAUGGCCUUAUACUCACUUUCCAUAAUGAUCGGCACUGGGCUGGGACCUCUGGUCAGUGGUGCAAUCGUGGAUCGUCUGGGAUGGAGGUGGAUCUUUUAUCUCCAGCUCAUCACCAUUGGGACUGCAACUACCAUCAUAUUCUUCCUUUUCCAAGAAACUCGAAGCAAUGUAUUACUAAGGAGAAAGUGCAUCUCACUGAACAGCGUGCAGUACAAGACACGAAAUGGAACUAUGGUGAGCUUUUGUCCAUCGGUCGAAGAGAACUUACACAUCGAUAUUGGUAUGGUAUGGCGAAGUCUCGCAUUUCCGCUGCGUCUGCUGGUUACAGAAUCAAUCUUGUUUUGGUUCUCGCUAUGGGUUUCUUUUGCUUGGGCAAUCUUGUACAUGCAGUUCAGCAGCAUUGGACUCGUUUUUCGAGGUGUUUAUGGGUUUGACAGUACUCAAGUUGGAGCAGUGUACGCGGCAAUCGUUGUUGGGUCGAUUCUAAGCAUUACGAUGGCCGUCAUACAGGAACCCCUCACCCGUUGGAUAUUACCUCAUAAAACGCUAUCUGCCACACCUGAGCAACGGCUACUUUCCCCAUGCAUUCAAUCCAUUCUUCUACCCAUAGGAUUAUUCUGGUUCUUCAUGUCUGCUAGGACUGACGUAAGUUGGAUUUCUCCGACACUGGCAAUUGGGUCUUGCACAAUGGGUAUCUACAGCAUCUAUCUGGCGGUUUUCAAUUACUUGGCAGACACAUAUCACAGUUACGCUUCAUCAGCUCUGGCGGCUCAGAGUCUAUGUCGGAAUUUAUUGGGAGGAAUAUUUCCAUUACUUACAGCAAGGAUGAUCAACUCCUUGACAUUGACAGGUACAGGAGGUCUAUUGGGAGGUCUUGGGCUGCUCUUGACUGCUAUUCCAUGGCUUCUAUACUUUUACGGACGGGGGAUUAGAGCUCGCAGUCCUUUUGCAAAGGAAAUGGAGUGA